Messenger RNA from Mauremys reevesii (Reeves's turtle), 2416 nucleotides. It is a transcript of the gene TPM2, whose product is annotated as tropomyosin 2. Gene Ontology annotation, cellular component: actin filament. The transcript has 8 exons. Bases 263 to 1006 code for a protein of 247 amino acids. Gene Ontology annotation, biological process: muscle contraction; actin filament organization. NCBI's taxonomy places the organism in Eukaryota, Metazoa, Chordata, Testudines, Geoemydidae. Gene Ontology annotation, molecular function: actin filament binding. The record is from RefSeq and is a predicted model, not a curated record.
AUGAAGGCGGGGAGGGGAGAGUUCGCAUCCUGAGCUCUUCCUGCUGGCUUGGGAGUGGCAGUCCCACAAAGGGCUGAAGCGGAGCUGUCACCGGCAGAGCCAGUGACUGGCGAGCUCGGGCUGGAGCACAGCCAGCAGGACCCAGUGGGUUGGAACCAGGCUGCAUUGGAGCUCGCCACAGACCCUGCCCCAGGCAAGUCCUGCUCAGGUCCCCAAGCAGCACCCUCAGGCCUCGUUCCUUGGGCGCGCCCCGGGGUGGAAGAUGGCUGGGAGCACCUCCAUUGAUGCGGUGAAGAAGAAGAUCCAGAGCCUGCAGCAGGUGGCGGACGAGGCAGAGGAGCGCGCGGAGCAUCUGCAGAGGGAGGUGGAUGCUGAGAGACAGGCCAGGGAGCGGGCUGAGUCUGAUGUGGCCUCCUUGAACCGCCGUAUCCAGCUGGUGGAAGAGGAGUUGGACCGAGCCCAGGAGCGCCUGGCCACUGCACUGCAGAAGCUGGAGGAGGCCGAGAAAGCGGCUGAUGAGAGCGAGAGAGGCAUGAAAGUCAUUGAGAACCGGGCCAUGAAGGAUGAGGAGAAAAUGGAGCUCCAGGAGAUGCAGCUGAAAGAGGCCAAGCACAUAGCAGAAGAGGCCGACCGCAAAUAUGAGGAGGUUGCCCGUAAGCUGGUGAUCAUUGAGGGGGAGCUGGAGCGCUCGGAGGAAAGGGCGGAGGUUGCAGAAAGCCGAGUGAGACAGCUGGAAGAGGAGCUGCGCACCAUGGACCAGACCCUCAAAUCCCUGAUGGCCUCAGAGGAAGAGUACUCCACCAAGGAAGAUAAGUACGAGGAGGAGAUCAAGCUGCUAACAGACAAACUGAAGGAGGCUGAGACCCGAGCGGAGUUUGCUGAGCGAUCCGUGGCCAAGCUGGAGAAAACCAUUGACGACUUAGAAGCGCGCUCCCAGCAGGAGGCGGAGAAAAACCGUAUUCUCACUAACGAACUGCGGGUCAUCCUUAACGAACUUAACAACUGAGCCAGCCUCAGCCCAUGCUUAUGUCACGUAGCCUGUGUCUCUUGGGGUGUUCCAGCCCCAUCGCUCGCCCCGUGUUGCCCAGGACAUUCCCUGCAGCCCCGAGUCCUGGUAACAGGUCCCACCAGGCCUGGGGAGUCCCUGCCCUCUCCCUGCUGCUGGGUACUUGGCACAUGGACCCCCACCCCCUGGCCUUGCAGUUCAGAGUGACCAGCCUGCUCUGAACGGCUGGAGCCUCCUGAGCUGGUUGAUUUGCUCAGGGGCAGAGCCUGCUGCCAUCACAACCCAGCGAUCGGGAGCCUGCUGUAAUACCCAGAGCCCCACCUUCCCCAUGGGGGCACUGCCGAGCCGGUGCCAGCUGCCCAGGCUGGGGAGGGAGUGCCCAUGUGAUGGGCUGAGCCACAUGAACCCUCCCAAGAGCGUAGAGCUCCCCAAGCCGGGGAAGGGGACAGCCAGCCUCCCACCGGCUCUGCCAGGACCUUCCUAAACCACCCAAGUGCUGCAGGCAAAGGCUGUCUGGAUACUGCUCUCACAGGUCCAGCUUCUCCAGCUCCAGGAACUGUAAGGAACAGGGCAGGAGCCCAGCUGCUCUGGCCCCAGCCUCUCCCAGCAGGGUGCGCUGGGCAGCAGCCGCAGGUGACCUCAUGGAAACGCCUGUCCCAGCAAGGGCUCUGGUAGGCAGCAGGACAGACGCACUAGAAGGGGGAGCUCCCAGCUACUCCACUCCCAGACCCAGUGUCUCCCAGCUGAGGGUGUCGUGGCGAGUCUCCUUCCAGCAGAAGUGGUGUGGGGGACAGCGCAGAAGCGCUGGCUGUGAGCAGGUUUCCCGUAGCAUGUGCUGUACACGAGGGCUAGAACUGGCUCCUGCAGUUUCGUUAGUGCUGGUCUCUCUUCCCUCUGUGCUGUCCUCUCUCCUCCUGAGCUGCUGCCUUGCUCCUGCUCUCCAGGGAUCACUGCGCCCAGCUGAGUCUCGAAGCAGCUGGUCAGUACUAUGCACCUUUCAUCAUGAGUGGCUGGGCAGGACUCGCUGGGGAUGGACCUGGCUCUGCUGGAAGCACAUGGCUGCGGAAAUGGGGCUGUGCCAUCUGACAGCCCCAUGUGCAGUAGCAACCUGCAGGGAGCACAGGUAGAAGCAGUGGGUGUGACAUUAGGCUGCAAGGAUCUGGCUGGUCCAGGUGCCCUACCUGCCUCUGAGCUAUUGCUGCUCUGUGAGGUCGGGCCGUGUCCCUGGUAGGGCCUUGGCGUGGAGCUGGGGUACGUUAUGGUGCUGUGUGGAAAUGCUGUUCCCCAGCGACACCGAAAUGCCCAUGUGUGUCUGGGUGUGUGGGGGUGUGCGCGUGUGUCUUGGCUCGGUCUGUCCCUCCCUGUGCACGGGCGGGUCUGUCUCCGUGCCUGUGUGAUCUGCGUCUGUCU